Colletotrichum navitas is the source of this 1678-nucleotide messenger RNA. RefSeq names its product globin. Gene Ontology annotation, cellular component: intracellular anatomical structure. The record is from RefSeq and is a predicted model, not a curated record. Gene Ontology annotation, biological process: nitric oxide catabolic process; cellular response to nitrosative stress. Gene Ontology annotation, molecular function: heme binding; oxygen binding; nitric oxide dioxygenase [NAD(P)H] activity. The coding region runs from base 158 to 1432 and encodes 424 amino acids. Lineage: Eukaryota; Fungi; Ascomycota; Sordariomycetes; Glomerellales; Glomerellaceae. The transcript has a single exon.
UGCAGCAUAUCGUCAACGUCGUCAUCUUAACAGACACCUUUGCGACUCUCACCUUCAGUGCAUGUUGUACUUCUCCCUCAAGACAUCCCGCCUCCUGCCGCAACCGGCUCGUCCUGCUCAGCGCAUCGGCUGAUUGUUCUCCGCGUCAGACGCCAGAAUGGGCCUCACCCAAGACCAGAUCAACAUCGUCAAGUCGACGGCACCCGUGCUCAAGGUGCACGGCGAGACCAUCACGGCGCUCUUCUACAAAGACAUGAUCGACACUCACCCAGAGUUGAAGAACAUCUUCAGCCUCCGCAACCAGGCCUCGGGCGAGCAGCCCCGGGCACUUGCCCAGUCUGUCCUCGCCUACGCCACCUACAUCGACGACCUGCCCAAGCUCAAGGCCGCCGUGGAGCGCAUCGCCCACAAGCAUGCCUCUCUGUACGUCCGCCCCGAGCAGUACGACAUCGUCGGUACCCACCUCAUCAAGGCCAUUGGUGAAGUCCUAGGCGACGCCCUCACUCCCGAGAUCGCCGAGGCUUGGACCGCGGCCUACGCCCAGCUCGCUCAGGUCUUUGUCGGUCGCGAGAGUGAAAUGUACCGCGAGGCCGAUCCCUGGACCGACUGGCGCAAGUUCAGCAUCAUCCGUCGCAUCAACGAAUCCGAUUCCGUUACCAGCUUCUACCUCGCUCCCUCGGACGGUAAACUGCCUCUGCCAAAGUACUUGCCCGGCCAGUACAUCUCCGUCCGAGUUCCCGUGCCACAGCUGGGCGGCAUUACCCAGCCGAGGCAAUAUAGUCUCAGCGAUGCCGUCUCCAGGGGCGAUUACUACCGUAUCAGCGUCAAGCGCGAGGCGACAGUCGUCAACGCGCCACAGGACGACACUAACAAGGGUCUGGUGCCCAGUCUAGUCUCCAACCUGCUGCACGACAGCUACCAGGCCGGCGACGAGGUCGAGGUGUCUCACCCGCAGGGUGAUUUCUUCCUCGACACGGCACAGGCUGACAAGGCGGAUGUCCCGCUGGUGCUGCUCUCGGCAGGCGUCGGCGCAACCCCGCUCAUGUCCAUCCUCAACACGGUACUGGGCCCCGAGUCCAAGACGCCAAACCGGCCGGUUAAGUGGGUACACGCGGCGCGUAACAGCGGCAGUCUGGUUUUUGCCAAGCACAUCCGAAACCUCACCCGCGAGCGGGAAAAUGUCAGUGCGCACAUCUUUCUGAACGAGGUCAAGCCAGGCGACCAGAAAGGACAGGAAUACGACUUCGAGCAGCACCUCGACCUGACGAGACUGCCUCAGGAGGACCUCGGCCUUGCCGACAAUAGAACCGAGUAUUAUGUCUGUGGGCCCAGAGAUUGGAUGCUCAAGGUGAGACUGGUGCUCGAGGGCAUGGGUAUUGAGAGGGGGAGAGUGAAACUGGAGCUGUUCGCGACUGGUGACGUCGAGCAGUGAUGAGCGACCGAGAUUCGAAGGUUGGAUCGGACGACAGUAUGGUCAGAAAAGAAUCAAUGGUAGGGAUCUUGCGAAAAAGAUGACACAGCGGGGUGGCAGUCUGGAAAUCGGGGGGGGUUUUUUUUUCUCGUGUUUCUCUUGGUCUUUUCUUCUUUUUAGUUGACCGCGUGUCUCGCUUGAUUCGAACAGAUAGAAAGAUACCUCUCAGAAAUUCUCCGUUUGUUUUAUCCGAGGGGGAAAUUUUUU